Molecule: messenger RNA, 1120 nt
Organism: Morone saxatilis (striped sea-bass)
Lineage: Eukaryota; Metazoa; Chordata; Actinopteri; Moronidae
Gene: sec13
Product: SEC13 homolog, nuclear pore and COPII coat complex component
Biological process (GO): protein import into nucleus; positive regulation of TOR signaling; COPII-coated vesicle budding
Cellular component (GO): COPII vesicle coat; nuclear pore outer ring
Molecular function (GO): structural molecule activity; protein binding
Source: RefSeq, a predicted model, not a curated record
GAUUGGGUGAGAGACGUCGGCUGGGCUCCUUCUAUCGGUCUUCCCACCAGCACCAUCGCCAGCUGCUCCCAGGACGGUCGCGUGUUUAUCUGGACGUGUGACGAUCCCGCAGGAAACACCUGGACGGCCAAACUGCUCCAUAAGUUCAAUGACGUCGUUUGGCACGUGAGCUGGUCUAUAACUGGAAAUAUACUGGCUGUUUCUGGAGGAGACAACAAGGUGACGCUGUGGAAGGAGUCGAUGGACGGUCAGUGGGCGUGUAUCAGUGACGUCAGCAAGGGCCAGGGAGCCGUCUCCACCAUCACAGACACGCAGCAGAGCGAGCAGUGACGCACACACACACACACACAGAGAUAACGACGACCCCCCGAUCUACGAAGAUGAAUUAAGCGUUAAUUAACACGACGGACAUUCGAACAAACAGAACAUCGUCCAGACAGAUUGAGCUCGUGUCUCCUUUCUGUUUGAUAACAACAGUUUGAGUUCAGCUGUCAGAUUCCUGUUUUCCCCAAAUUUUUAUCAGCAGUGAAACAAAGCUGCCGGAGAAUCUCCACAGAUACAAACACGACAGCACUCCACCGCCUCUCGCUUCCACAUGUACAUAAACAUUGGUCCAAAUAUAACUUAGUACUCACCCCGAACCCCCCCAUCCCAUCCUACCCAUGAUGCUCUGCUCCUGAAACAUUCCACCUCCACCAGCGGAGAACAAACCCGGGACGACUCCGACAUCGACUCCUUUUUAUUUCAACCCAAACCGCUAAUUUAAAAAAAACAAAACAAAACAACCUUUAUUUUGAGCAGGAGACAGUUGACUGUCAGCUGUUUGGUGCAAAACUUAACACUUAACAACAACAACAACAACAACAAUAAUUAGUGAAUGAAUGAUUUAUUUAGUGAUCUAUUGACGAGUACACAAACUACAGUGUCAGCAGAACAUGCCUUAAUUAAUCCGCCGCUGCGUUGCUAUGGCAGCCCGAAGUGAGUAAAUCAGUGCGUUGCCAAGACAACCGUGAAUGAGGUGUAACUGCAAACAGUUUGAGUGUUUUUUUUUUUUUCAGAUCAGAAACCAUGGAUGUGUUUUUCAUAUUUGAUGUAAUUAAACUAUAAUGUUGAAAAUGUG